CCUUCCGCGGCCUCAGGCGAUAAGACCCCCCGCGGGCGCCGGGUGCGCGCAGAGCUGCCAUGAGACGCGGCGCGGCCCGGACCCUGCUGCUCAACAUGUACCUGCCAGAUCCUGUCGGAGAAACCUUCUUCAAGGAAGGCAAGACCCAGGCGUGGGGCUCGCUGGGACCCGGCGUCCAGAAAGGCAGUGGUCAGAUCCAGUUGUGGCAAUUUCUGCUGGAGCUGCUUUCAGAUCGGGCCAACUUGAACUGCAUUGCCUGGGAAGGCACCAAUGGCGAGUUCAAACUCCUGGAUCCUGAUGAAGUGGCACGGCGCUGGGGUGAGCGCAAGAGCAAGCCCAACAUGAACUAUGAUAAGCUCAGCCGGGCCCUACGCUACUACUACGACAAAAACAUAAUGACCAAAGUGCAUGGGAAACGCUACGCUUACAAGUUCGACUUCCAAGGCCUGGCCCAAGUCUGCCAGCCAGCAACGCCUGACCAUACCCUCUACAAGUUCCAGGCCCCCCUGCCCUUCUCUGGGAUCUCCAAACUCAACAUCAUGGCCUCAGGGGUGACUCCAACCAGCUUCUCCUAUUGGCCAGGUUCUACCCCCACCUUGUACCCCAGCCAUGGGUUGCAGCCUUCAGCACCUUUUGGUACCAUGGCAACGUCCCACAUCAAUAACAUGAACAGCCACUACCACUAGGCCUCUCUUGGCUGCAGGUGGGGUGAGGAGGCUGUAGAGGGAUUCAUAUAUUUCCAGUUUGAUCAAGUGGGCAGGGACACUUUAUUGAGAUGGGACUGGGGCUCAGCAAAGGAGAAUGAGCUGGGUCAGAGGUAGGAAUCAAACAGCCCUCCAGAUAUUGUUGGAUUGCAAGUUUCAGCAGCCCCUGGUCACCAUAGCUAAUGGUGAUGAAUGAUAUGGAUUAGGAUUCCAAGAUGCCUGGAGGGCCACGUGAUUCCCAUCUGUGAUCUUCUGGGCUGAGAUCCUUUCCCAAUGAAUAUAGAAUCCAUAACCUCAUAGGGAAAACUUCAGCAAUGUUGGCGAUUUCUCUUAUUUAAAAAAUUCUCCUUUAAUACAUUCCUAACACAUGGCUUUGGACUCUAUUGUACUUGCUAUUUUUGGAAUCCUGGUUAUUGAGGCAGGAGAAUUGAGAUCUGCAUGGUUGCAGCUCAACAAUGUGUAGAAACCCAGACAUGCUUAGAGGUUAGUGAGAGAGGUGGAAUAAGACAGCAGGGUGGGGGUUAGGGAAUCUUAAAUGCUGAGGCUAAAUCCAGCUCUGCCCGGGAUCCCAGUCAUAUUUUCUAGACCUCCCCAGAUGGUAUGCCCCAAUUUCCAUAGUACAGUCAUUUGGUGGCUUUCCAGUUUUUGUGUAGUUCUUCUGCCCCCAAUUUUAGAAGACUGACAUUCUUCUUUUUAGAGUUAAAAUACACUGAUGUUUUUGGUCCUGUGACUUUGCCCUUGGUCCCAUCCAAGAACAGAAUGCAGGCCCCAAUAACUUCUUUGGAAUUGUAUGAUAUUUAGGCCUGGGACUGAAUGAGGUUCUUUGCUCUUUCUCCAGUUUAGGGCUUGGAAGCUAGCGGUGAUAAGGAUAGUGAUGGAAUAUCCCAGAAGAAAAUUAACAAAGCCUUUUAUAACAUAUGCUAGCAUUCAAACGCUUCCUAUAAAGUACAUUUAGCAACUUCAAAUAAAUCUAAGUCGAGGCUACUCCAAACUUGAGUUACUUUUGAUUUUCAGGCCAAAUCUAGAAAUUCUGGAGGUGUGUACAUUCUUUUCUCCCCAAAACAGAAAAUAUGAAUAAUAUUUAGCUGUCUCCUUCGAAAUUUGCUUGAUGUCAUGCUUUUCUUUAGCGUGAUAUAGUAAUUUGAGUCCUCACUCAGCCGUGGAAAUUCACUGAGUAACCUUGGGAAGGUCACAUUCUCUCUGUCUCAGAGAAAGGCAAAGACAAAUGUCCUCUGAACAAAUCUUGUAAAAUAAACCCUGCAGUAGACUCACCUUAGGGUUGCCACAAGUCCAAACCAGCUUGAACAUAUAGAACAACAAAGGGAAUGGGAGCACAUUGUAUAGCUACAUAGCCAAUCACAUCCAGCUGUUUGAAGGUGCCAGCUGAAGGUAAGAGAGGGAAAUCGAAAUGAACAACUCAACAUUUUCAUAAAGAAUGUAUUGAAACAUUCCUAAAAUGAAGUGAUUUUAAUUGACAAAAAGUAAAUAAAAAUCUCCUGAUAGCUUUGACUCAUCCCUAAUCUAAAUUCAUUUCUACAGAAUCCUGUUCAUUUUUUUUUAAAGACAGUAUUAAGGCAGAAGAGAAACCCUGAGUCCAGAUAUGGACAUCAUUACUCAAUAGUGGCAGGAGAGAGAGAAUCCAUGGUGGAAAUGGAAAUGGGGUGGGGGUGAAUCGGUAUCCCCACCCCCAUUUUGUUGGGCAGAGAAGUAUGCUAGGAACUCUAUUCCUAGCCUCAUCUUUUGUCGUCUGCAUGUUACACCAUACACAGGGGAAUAAAUCCAUGACCUUGGGAAAAAAGGUUUUAAAAAUCCUCUCCAAAUGUCCCCAUAUGCCACUUUUUUAUGCCCCCAGCUCAGUUUAGGCAUAGAAAUGGCUUCCUAUAGCAAAAAAGAGAACACUACCCAGGUCGAAAUAACCCAAAGAGGAAAUUACCAAUAUCCCUUUUCUCCCUCGAGGCCAUCUGGUGCCAUUAUGGGGACAAUUCUUUUAUGUUUUGGGGGAUACAAUGGGGUGGUGUUCUUGGGGCCAAUUUGGACCUCUAGACCCUAACAGUUGUCCACCUCUGCUCUCAGUUUUGUGGCCCUUGAAAUACCCCAAAACUAAUAUAUUCUUCCAACUAAAAGAUACAAAUGUGUUCCUAAAGCAUAUGGUUAAUUUUGUUUCUACCAAGGCUGAGGCAAGCAAACUUUCAAACCUAUAAGAGCUUGCAUUUUUUUGAUUGCAAGGACCCUGGUCUCAGAAAUUAAAUGUAAGCAUUUUUUCUGAGUCAUUCAAAGUGAAAAGAAGCCAGAGCACAACCAAAUCCCAUGUCUAUCAAGCCAUGUCAUUUGCCUCCCCCAAAUCCUUAAUACUGGGUGCCCACAUGCUAUUCCCAGAUUUCCCAGGACAUGUGCUCACAUUUCAAUUGUCAUUAAAAUAAUUUGGGGCCUCAAAGAGUCAUUAAAGAUGGUAGAAAUCAAAUAUCUAAAGCAUACUCAUUUUUUUUUUGCUUCCUGAAACUCCAGAGUAUAAAGGCAGGUUUGGUUGCUCUGACUGCCCUGCAGCCUUGAUAGAAAGAGAGGGGUGGGUGACUUUGACCAGAUUCAUGUGACUUCAUAGCUGUGGUGUCUCACAGAAUCCUGCUUCCCAGCUGCCCAAAAGAAACUAGACAACCACAAUGAAACAUAGGUGGUUUACAUUAUACAUCUAUACCAUAAAAGGAAACACUACAUUUGGGUAGAAUGCCUAUGUGCAUUACAAAUUACUUUCUGCUAUAAUGGAAACUAGCCCGGUCAUGGUAGAAGAUUCACGAUUCACUAGAUCGAAAGGGCUAAAUUAUGUCUAUUCUGCACAAGGGUUAGUUUUUGAUUAUGUAUGGAGAGGACAGUUCAAAAAAAAAGAGGUCUCCUUCUAAAAUACAUUGGCCAAAGUGACUGCAUGAACUGGAGGCCCAGGCUAUUCUAGCUACGAACUUACUUUUUGUCUAAUGCCUCUGUGCCAUUUCUGGUGUGGCCACAUGAAAAAGAGGACAGGGCUCAUAUCCCAUUAACAGUUCUUUAGAAGAGGGAAUUUCAGAAGAUGACGCUGCUGUGGAAAGCUAGAACGACUAAAAUCCUAUCUUCAGUGCUUGGAAUGGUCCAUAUGUUGAAAUGCCUCACUCUCCUUUCAUGCUUUCAUCUCCUUUUGUUCCAUUCUCAGGUGGUUAAGCAUUAAAAAAAUCAUAUCCUUUCCUUUGAUAUGAGAAAAGAGACUCUUUCAAGUUUCAGCGUGUGGGUGGAAUGUAAUGUUCAAAGAGCUAUUCUUGAAUACAUUCAAGAUUAAAUUGCAAAAAAUGGCAGUGUCUUUUAGUAACAUUUA
Messenger RNA from Anolis sagrei ordinatus, 4041 nucleotides. It is a transcript of the gene FEV, whose product is annotated as FEV transcription factor, ETS family member. The record is from RefSeq and is a predicted model, not a curated record. Gene Ontology annotation, cellular component: nucleus. Gene Ontology annotation, molecular function: DNA-binding transcription factor activity, RNA polymerase II-specific; sequence-specific DNA binding. Lineage: Eukaryota; Metazoa; Chordata; Lepidosauria; Squamata; Anolidae. Gene Ontology annotation, biological process: cell differentiation; regulation of transcription by RNA polymerase II.